AAAGAAAAAAAAAGAAUCAAGGAAAAGGAAUCAAAAAAAAAGGAAGAAAAACAAAAAAAUCCAAAGAAUUAUGCACAACCCAAUGAAACAAAUGAAAAAACCCAAGUAAAUAAAUAGGAUGAAGAAGAACGCAAUCCUUUUGACAAAACAGUGGAUUUACAGCAUAAUACAAAAGAAAUACUCAAUGAAGACGACAGAAACCCUCAAAAUUGGCUUUCAACACAAUGCAUCCAAAUGUCAAGUGGUAGUGGUAGCAUGGAAAAAGGUGGCAGCGUUGAAGGGAGCACUUGGAAGACAAGAUAUAUGAAGUUUCACGUUGAACUUGUACAAGCUAAAUGCAGGAAUCCAAGGAGGAUAUUUUUUUCAAAAGGGGAAAAUUUUCUGAUGAUGACCUUUCUUCUGGUUUGAUGUUUACAAACUGUUGCAUGCUCCUCAUGAGGGAAGUCAAAAGGCUAGGAGAGUAAGAGAUGGAUUUUUUUUCUCUUUUAUUUUCUCUCUGGAACCUUUAUUACACCCAUACGCCCUUAAGCUGGCUGUAGAAGACUUUUUAUUUGUAUCGUAUUAACGAGCUAGCGUUGGUUAUUAUUGA
Molecule: messenger RNA, 589 nt
Organism: Schizosaccharomyces cryophilus OY26
Lineage: Eukaryota; Fungi; Ascomycota; Schizosaccharomycetes; Schizosaccharomycetales; Schizosaccharomycetaceae
Exons: 1
Coding region: 119-307 (62 amino acids)
Source: RefSeq, a predicted model, not a curated record